Cuscuta epithymum is the source of this 655-nucleotide messenger RNA. NCBI's taxonomy places the organism in Eukaryota, Viridiplantae, Streptophyta, Magnoliopsida, Solanales, Convolvulaceae. The record is from the annotation of a GenBank genome assembly.
AAAUAAUAAAGAUUCUUUCAAUAUUUUCCUUUUGUAACAUGGUAUCAGAGCAGCCAUAGCCUGGGACCAUUCAUUCACGAGCAAGGACGAGGGCACAUGGCGGGCGGUCAUGCACUGCAUGUACGAGAUCGGAACGAGGAGACAACCGGAUCACAAGGAAGCAGCAACACAACUUUGCAGAAACCAGGCUUUACGGAUGAGCAGUGGCAAACCCUUCUCAAAAUGAUGGAAAAUUGUAAGAACACUCCUAGCGAGGAAAAACUGUCAGGACCUACUUACGAGGAUGCCGAUUGGAGUGGGGGAUCGACGUGGGGGAGUUUAUUACUUUCGGAGUCUAGAACGGGCACAAGUUCAUGCUGUGGCCGGGAAUGAUUCAGGUGAUUUGUGGCACUCACGUUUGGGGCAUCCGUCAUUGAAAGUUCUCCGUUUAGUUACUUGUUUAAAUAAGACAGUAUUGCAAUCUGUUCAAAAUAAAGCCUGUGAUGCAUGUUUACGAGGCAAACAAACCCGUUAUAUUUUUUCUAUUAGUAGUGCUCGUGCUGUCGAACCGUUUGAGCUAAUACAUUGUGAUGUUUGGGGUCCGUAUCGUUUUUCAUCUACUUGUGGAGCUCGAUAUUUUUUUACCAUAGUUGAUGAUUUUUCUAGAGCUGUUUGG